Messenger RNA from Miscanthus lutarioriparius, 1776 nucleotides. The record is from the annotation of a GenBank genome assembly. NCBI's taxonomy places the organism in Eukaryota, Viridiplantae, Streptophyta, Magnoliopsida, Poales, Poaceae.
AUGGCCGCCGCCGAGGGCCACUUCCGCGACGCCAUCUCCCUCUUCCUCAGAAUGCGCGCCUCCGCCGCGCCACGCUCGUCUGUCCCGGCCUCCCUCCCGGCCGCGCUCAAGUCCUGUGCCGCCCUAGGCCUCAGCGCCCUCGGCGCCUCCCUCCACGCGCUGGCCAUCCGCUCCGGUGCAUUCGCCGACCGCUUUACCGCCAACGCCCUCCUCAACCUCUACUGCAAGCUCCCGGAUUCGUAUCUCCACUCCACUGGUGUGACCAGCGUGGGUGGCACCGGAUCAUCAGCCGCAUUGGAGAGCGUGCAGAAGGUGUUCGACGAAAUGUUCGAGAGGGACGUGGUGCCCUGGAACACUUUGGUGCUGGGCUGCGCGGAGGAAGGGAGGCACCAUGAAGCGCUGGGCUUGGUCAGGAAGAUGUUGAGGGAAGGGUUUAGGCCUGACUCUUUCACCUUAUCCAGUGUGCUGCCAAUCUUCGCAGAGUGUGCCGAUGUCAAGAGAGGCUUGGAGGUGCAUGGUUUUGCAGUCAGGAAUGGGUUUGACAGCGAUGUGUUCGUUGGCAGUAGCCUGAUUGAUAUGUAUGCGAAUUGCACAAGGACGGAUUACUCUGUCAAAGUGUUUGACAACCUCCCGGUACGAGACCCAAUUCUGUGGAACUCCAUGCUUGCAGGUUGUGCACAAAAUGGUUCAGUUGAGGAGGCUCUUGGAAUAUUCCGUCGGAUGCUGCACGCUGGAGUUAGACCUGUGCCUGUGACUUUCUCGAGCCUCAUACCUGUCUGCGGUAAUUUGGCAUCAUUGCGCUUUGGGAAGCAGCUGCAUGCCUCUGUGAUCCGUGGUGGGUUUGAAGAUAAUGUGUUUAUAUCUAGCUCCCUGAUUGACAUGUACUGCAAAUGUGGGGAGAUUAGCAUUGCUCAUCGCAUCUUUGACAGGAUGUGUUUACCAGACGUUGUAUCAUGGACUGCGAUGAUCAUGGGGUACGCAUUGCAUGGUCCAGCAAGAGAGGCACUUGUGCUGUUUGAGAGAAUGGAACUGGGAAAUGCAAAGCCUAAUCAUAUCACCUUUCUUGCGGUUCUGACUGCAUGUAGCCAUGCUGGAUUAGUGGAUAAGGGCUGGAAAUAUUUUAAGAGUAUGUCAGAUCAUUAUGGAAUUGUUCCUACUCUAGAGCAUUGUACAGCGCUUGCUGAUAUCCUUGGUCGUGCAGGAGAGUUAGACGAAGCAUACAAUUUUAUAUCGAAGAUGCAAAUAAAACCAACUGCGAAUGUCUGGUCCACAUUGUUAAGGGCUUGCAGGGUCCAUAAAAAUACCAUUUUAGCUGAGGAAGUAGCCAAGAAAAUUAUGGAGCUUCAACCUAGGAGCAUUGGAUCUCAUGUAGCUUUGUCAAAUAUGUAUUCAGCUUCUGGGAGAUGGAAUGAAGCAGCACACCUACGAAAAUCUAUGAGAAAAAAAGGGAUUAUUGAUGCACUGAAUGUUUUCUCAGAGCAGAUGGCACGCGAAGGACAUGUACCCAAUACAGAGGAUGUUUUCCAGGAUAUUGAAGAAGAACAGAAGGCAUAUGUGUUAUGUGGUCAUAGUGAGAAGCUUGCUAUAGUGUUUGGUAUUAUAAGCACACCUGCUGGAACAAGAAUUCCUGUGAUGAAGAAUCUCCGAGUCUGUAUUGAUUGCCACACAGUAACUAAAUUUAUUUCAAAGUUAGCUGAUAGGGAGAUUGUUGUGCGUGAUGCAAACCGUUUCCACCACUUUAAGGAUGGGAAUUGUUCCUGCAGGGACUUUUGGUGA